This is a messenger RNA of Mucor mucedo, 828 nucleotides long. RefSeq lists its product as uncharacterized. The record is from RefSeq and is a predicted model, not a curated record. Lineage: Eukaryota; Fungi; Mucoromycota; Mucoromycetes; Mucorales; Mucoraceae. Bases 1 to 792 code for a protein of 263 amino acids. The transcript has 2 exons.
AUGCACAUUCAUCACUCAUAUGCAAUUUCCACCAUUCAACUUUUCCGAUCGGCAGUAACGCACUUACAUUACAAUCCGCGUAGCUUACGAGAAGAUGAUAAUAUUAACUCUUUCAUUACCACACUUCUACAACAAGCACCACCUACUCGCCUACAUCGACCUACUAUCAGCCUCCAGCCCACGGUUGAUUAUUUAACGACCUUGAACACUGACACGAUUUCACUUGCCUCACUACAAAGUAAACUGGCAUUUCUUUUGGAUGUUACUUGUUUCCUUCGCCCUUUGGAUUUACAUCGUAUCCCUCUUUUUCGGUUACACUGUCCGAAAGGAAAGCGAAAUCGUCGUCGUAUAAUCAAGUCCUUUCAAGUUAAAGCCCACUUAGAUCAGCGCCUCUGCCCUGUACGCACUUUUCAACUUUUUUCUCAACGUCGACCAUCCUGCCAGGCCAGUACUCUCUUUAUCAACUCUUUACAGCCCAACAAAGAUCUCAGUCCACGCACACUUCAAAGCUGGAUUGCUAAACUGAUACGCCAUUCAACGGAGGAAAAACGAGUCUCAUUAAGGUUCAUUGCCUCCUCAUUGGCUCUUCAAUCUGGUAUACCUAAAGACAACAUUGUUACCAUGGGCAUUUGGGCAUCUUCCUCUACGUUUGAAAACCAUUGCCGCCGCGAACAUCUCUCCAGUUUUGACUUCACUAACACGCUCAUCACUGCUGACAAUAAUAUUGAAGAUGAUGAAAAUAUGGACGAAAUUUUCUUCGAUGCUAUGGAUGAUAACAUGGAUUUUACUUAAUUUUACACACUUAUAUUUCUCUGGAUUAGCAAUCAU